AUGGCGAUAACACCAGCAACCACAAAGCGCCGAGUCAGACACUCCCUUCCCGCGGUCCUGAUGCGAGCCGGCACGUCCAAAGGCCUCUUCAUCCAUCGAUCUCACCUGCCUUCAUCUGAAGCAGAAUGGGCUACACCUCUCCUCGCAGCCAUGGGUUCCAGAUACAACGAUGCCCGCCAAAUCGACGGUGUCGGAGGCGGAAGCAGCGUGACCUCCAAGGUCGCCGUCGUCUCGCCAUCAAGUAGACCAGGCGUGGAUGUCGAUUACACCUUUGUACAAGUGGCCGUCGGAAGCGAGACUGUUGAUCUUAGUGGAAACUGCGGCAAUAUCUGCUCAGGGGUUGGUCCCUUUGCAGUGCAAGAGAGAUUGGUCACCCCGAUGCCCGGUUCUCGGGUAGUCGACGUGCGGAUAUUCAACACCAACACGUCAAAACUCAUUGUGGAGACAGUCUACGUUGAUGAAGACGGAAACGCAGAGGAGGACGGAGAUUGUCUCAUCCCGGGAGUCAAGGGGCCCGGCAGCGAGAUCAAGGUUUCUUUCGUCGAGCCGGUGGGUAGCAUGACUGACAAGCUAUUUCCCAGCGGACAGCGGUCCGAACAGAUCCUCGUGGAAGGAGUGACUUCUCUUGGCGACUUUGGGGUAGAUGUGACUUUGAUCGACUCUGCGAAUCCCUUCGUUCUCGUUGAUGCUGCGAGUCUGCCUGUGGAAGUCAAGAGGCAGCCUCCAGACUCUCCCCUGUCCAUCGAAGUUGCCGAGGUCAUACGGAGGCAAGGCGCUGUACAGAUGGGGCUUGCCAGCACCUUCGAGGCUGCUGGUCUGGUUAGAGGGACUCCAAAGCUCGCGUAUGUUUCGCCGCCAGUCGGUAAUGAGAGAGAUUCGUCGGAUAUCCGAGUACAGGCUUACAGCAUGGGCAAGCCUCAUCCGAGUUUGCAACUGACGGGCGGCGUCACUCUGGCGUAUGCCGCGAUUACGGAGGGGACCGUGGCGCACCGUGUUGCUAAUCGGGAUUCGGGUCUGGAGGGCAUGCCAACGCCCAGAAGAACGCCGACCCCUGCUCAAGAAAUUCAACGCACCAUUCGAGUACAGCACGGCAGUGGAAUCAUGGAGGUACAGGUUUGGGCUCACGAGGAAGGAGAGGGGCUUUCGGUCGAUCGAUGUAUAGUGACGAGGACUGCACGGAGGUUGAUGGAAGGGAAUGUGUUUUACUAUUCCUGA
This is a messenger RNA of Colletotrichum godetiae, 1215 nucleotides long. Its product is annotated as PrpF protein. NCBI's taxonomy places the organism in Eukaryota, Fungi, Ascomycota, Sordariomycetes, Glomerellales, Glomerellaceae. The transcript is spliced from 2 exons. Bases 1 to 1215 code for a protein of 404 amino acids. The record is from RefSeq and is a predicted model, not a curated record.